UGUGCGCGCAGCGACCAUGGCGAGGCUGAGGCAGCGGCGCGCGACGGCGAAUAAUUGCGCGCGGAGCGUCGCCGCGCGGCUGCUGCUGCUAGGCUUCCUUUGCGUCUCGGCUGCCGCCGCCGGCUCCUUAGAGCUCACCAUUCUGCACACCAACGACGUCCACGCGCGGGUGGAGCAGACCAGCCGCGACUCGGGCAAGUGCACCGGGCAGGACUGCUACGGCGGGGUCGCGCGCAGGGCCACCCAGAUCCGGCGGGUCCGCGCCAAUCACCGCAACGUGCUGCUCCUCGACGCCGGCGACCAGUACCAGGGCACGGUCUGGUUCAACUACUUCAAAGGCAAGGAGGUGCCGACCUUCAUGAACCUCCUCGGCUACGACGCAAUGGCACUGGGAAACCAUGAAUUUGAUAAUGGUGUGGAUGGAUUACUGGACCCACUACUUAAAAAUGUAAAUUUUUCCAUUGUGAGUGCAAACAUUAAAGCAAAGAAGCGAGUGGCGAGUAAGAUCACAGGAUAUUUUCUUCCUUAUAAAAUUCUGAAUGUUGGUUCAGAAAAAGUGGGAAUUGUGGGCUAUACCACAAAGGAGACCCCUGUCCUUUCAAAUCCAGGACAGGAUCUACUGUUUGAAGAUGAAAUUGAAGCACUGCAGCCACAAGUGGACAAACUUACUACAUUGGGAGUGAACAAGAUCAUUGCUCUUGGCCAUUCUGGUUUUGCUGUGGACAAAAGUAUUGCUCAGAAAGUGAGAGGUGUGGAUGUUGUGGUUGGAGGACACACAAACACAUUUCUUUAUACAGGCACUCCACCUUCAAAUGAUUUACCAGCCGGUGAUUAUCCAUUUAUGGUGAAGUCAGAUGAUGGCCGCCAAGUGCCAGUUGUUCAAGCGUAUGCUUUUGGCAAAUACCUUGGCUACUUGAAUGUUACAUUUGAUGAUCAAGGAAAUGUCAUUAAGGCAUCUGGAAACCCUAUCCUACUAGACAGCAAUAUCCCUGAAGAUCCAACUGUCAAAGCAGAAGUUGAACAGCUACAAGUCCAGCUAAAGAAUUUUUCUUCCUUGGAGAUAGGGAAGACUAUUGUUUACCUAAAUGGAACAAGUGAAGCAUGUCGUGUUCAAGAGUGCAACAUGGGGAAUUUGAUUUGUGAUGCUGUGGUUUACAAUAACUUGAGACAUCCAGAUGAUAAUCAAUGGAAUCAUGUUUCGAUGUGCAUCUUAAAUGGUGGUGGAAUACGGGCACCCAUUGAUGAACGAAGCAAUAAUGGAACCAUUACUUUGGAAGAACUGCUAGCUGUACUGCCCUUCGGGGGCACUUUUGAUUUACUACAAAUCAAAGGCUCAACUCUGCAAGAAGCAUUUGAGCACAGCGUUCACAGACAUGGGACAGGGACAGGAGAACUGCUACAGGUCUCAGGCAUACAAGUGGUCUAUGAUCUCUCCAAAAGUCCAGGGAGCAGAGUGGUCAGUAUAAAUGUUCUUUGCACAGAGUGUAGAGUACCAGUCUAUGUACCACUCCAAAUGGAAAAAACAUACAAAGUGCUUUUACCUUCUUUCCUUGCUGGAGGAGGAGAUGGAUAUCACAUGCUAAAGGGAAGCUCAAAUAACCAUAGUAGUGGUGACCUUGAUGUCGCGAUUGUAUCCAACUAUAUCAACAGAAUGGGAAGGGUAUUUCCAGCAGUUGAUGGUCGUGUGAAGUUUUCUGCUGGAAUUGUAUUCCAAGGACAUCUUUCUUUGAUUUCUGGAUUAUUUGUUACACUUCUCUACUUUAUUUUCUAAUUCUUCACUUGCUUUGAGGACACUAGAAUUCUCCCAUGUUCUAGCAAGUUGUUUACACAUAAAUACAAUCCAAGGCCUCAACAGAUUUCAAAGAUUCUCUUGACUGAAUAUGUGAAUUACUACUACUACUGGCAUGGCUGGAAAGAGCAUGAUCAUGUUGUCUUCAGGUUGUGUAUGUACAAUGAUUGUACCAUGUUAUAUUUAUGUAUAUAACACCUAUGUAUAUAGACCUAUACAUCUGAUUUUAGAAAGUUAAACUAAACUAAAAAUACAAUCUGUCCAUUCUCUCUUCCUGGUGUGGGAGUACUGCCAAGUAUUAGCUACACCUACUUUGGAGGAAGUUAGGUGGUAUUCCAAAAUGUACACCUGCAUGUUGUUACCUCUGUCUUCUAGCUGACUUAGGUAGGAGAAAGAAAAUAACUCCCCUAACACAAGGGAAACUGAAUGGACAAGUGUGAGCCAAGAUUUCUACAUGAGAAUCAGCCACUGUUUCACCCAAUAGAUUAAUCCAAAAUAGAAGAAUCAGAAAAAGCAUCUUUGGAUAGUCAAUGGGUAGAUUACCUGCUGCAACAUGGGAUAGUGUUUGAAUAGGAGCAAAACUUGGGAAACUGAUUGAAAGGUGGACGGGAUGUUUAUACUAGUUUUUUCCUCCUUUUGAUCAGGUGAAAUUUGUCUUUUUGUUUGUUUAUAUGUACAUUCCUGUGACUUAAUACAUUGUGCGACAUCCUUGAA
Messenger RNA from Hemicordylus capensis (graceful crag lizard), 2503 nucleotides. It is a transcript of the gene NT5E, whose product is annotated as 5'-nucleotidase ecto. Lineage: Eukaryota; Metazoa; Chordata; Lepidosauria; Squamata; Cordylidae. The record is from RefSeq and is a predicted model, not a curated record. Bases 17 to 1771 code for a protein of 584 amino acids. Gene Ontology annotation, biological process: AMP catabolic process. Gene Ontology annotation, cellular component: plasma membrane. Gene Ontology annotation, molecular function: metal ion binding; 5'-nucleotidase activity; nucleotide binding. The transcript has 9 exons.